CCGCAACGCGUGGGUCUCCAACAGCAGCUCACAGGAGCGAGAAAGCCCAGCAACAAACCAACGACCCGCAUGCAUGCCAUUCCCCGCUCCUGACCAACUCACCACAACACUUCGUCAAUCGGAGCCGCGAUGCUCGCCGCAUCCCCCGGCAACAGUAAACGGCCGCGGCCGACGCCCGACGCGGUUAAAGCACCAAAACCACGCGUCCUCGGCGGCUUUUUGGCCGACGAUGACUCGGACGACGAUGAACGCCCGGAGGAGCCGUCGCCCAAGCGGCGAAUGCUGCACCAUGAUGCCGAUACCCAGCCGCCGGUCGAGGAGACCACUGCUCGCGACGCUAUCUCUACCCCUCCUCACAGCCAGCCGCAGCACGAAUCCGACCGCGACCGCGAAGAAGAGGCGGAGCGUUACGAGCGCCUCUUCGGCACGCAGGGCCCACGUAUUCUGGAAACUUUUACACGCGAACUCGAUCCUAGCCCCCUCGCCUAUCAGAUGUCAAAAUGUUCCGGCCAGGUCGUGCCCAUCCGCGAGCGCAAACCGGCCGCGCCAGUUUCCUACGCGACCAUGGUGGCAGCCCGGUCGAGGACCAAGGAAGGCAGGGCUCACAGGAGCUAUUACGGCAUCGCCAUCCACGAAUUGAUCGAUAGCGCCAACAAGGAGCUGGCGCGAGCCCGCAAGGAGUCCGAGUCCAAGUCCGCCGUCCCUGCACCAGUCACUCCUCCAGCGAACCCGGACCACCCCAUGCGCUCCGUCGAAGGCCAGCAGGCCAACCCCAGGAAGCCCAGACGCACCAUGCUCUGGACCGAGAAAUACCGUGCCCGCACCUUCAUGGACCUCGUUGGCGACGACCUCACCAAUCGCCAGGUCCUCCGCUGGCUGAAGCGCUGGGACCCCAUCGUCUUCCCGCACGCCGCCAAAAGCAAGCCAUCAGUCGGUGGCGGGAGGAGACAUGCUCAUCAGACCGAAGAAGAGAAGCCGCAUCGCAAAAUCCUCGUGCUACACGGGCCUCCUGGACUUGGCAAGACCACGCUGGCUCAUGUCUGUGCCCGGCAGGCCGGCUACGAGGUCAUGGAGAUCAAUGCGAGCGACGAGCGGAGCAAGGACGUCGUCAAGGGGCGCAUCAGGACAAGUUUGGGGACCGAGAAUGUCAAGACUGUCGAGAAUAGACGACCGGAGCCGGGGAAGCAGCAAAAGGUGGCCCGCCCUGUGUGCGUGGUUGUGGAUGAGGUCGACGGCGUCGUUGGCGGCUCGGGAGGCUCGGGUGAGGGUGGCUUUGUCAAGGCGUUGAUUGACCUCGUGAUGCUGGAUCAGAGGAACGCUAGCAGUGCGGGAGACGGGCAGAGCUCGGCGGGGCGGAGGAAGAAGAAGGGAGACAACUUCAGGCAGAUGAGGCCGCUGAUUCUCAUCUGCAAUGACGUUUACCACCCGUCCCUCCGACCGCUGCGACAGUCUGGCCUUGCGGAGGUUAUCCAUGUCGGGAAGCCGACCGUGGAGGCCGUGGUUAACCGGCUCAAAACCAUCUUCGAGAAGGAGGGUAUCCCUUGCGAGAAGGAUGCCGUGCGCAAGCUGUGCGAGGCGUCCUGGGGCAUGACAAGUGGCAUUGAUGCCAAGCGGGGCGCUGAAAGCAACGCCGAGGGCGACCUCCGAGGCGUUAUGGUCGUGGGAGAAUGGGUCGCUGGCCGGCUCAGGUCGGCUUCCAGGGAUGCUGCGAGCAACCUCUGCCUCACCCGGCAGUGGCUCGACACACACAUCAUGCACGAGCUUGCCCAUGGUGGAGGAGGCGCGAGAGGCCUGGGCCGUGGCGGUGUGAAGGAGAUCGUCACACGUGUGUUCCAAGAGGGCGCCGGCUUCCCAAAGCCGUCCGCCCCCUCCGUCCAAGCAAGCAAGCAGGCUUACAUCCUCCACGAGCAACCUCAGGCCCAGCUGGGCUUUUCCGAGCAACAAAAGAAGUACGCCAUGACUCGCCUCGGCGAGAUGAUCGACGCUUCCGGCGAGAUCGAUCGCAUUAUGACCGAAAUCUUCCUCGAGUACCCCAACCGCGAGUUCAACGACGACUCGUUUCUCACCAAACCUGACCUCGCCUACGAGUGGCUACACUUCCACGAUACCUGCUCCUCCCGCCUCUUCGCCAGCCAAGAGUGGGAGCUGGCGCCCUACGUCAGCCAGCCCAUCCUUGCCUGCCACCACCUCUUCGCCUCUCCGCGGCGGUACCAGCCACCGGCGGCAGCCGGCCACGACAACGACGCCGACGCUCAGCCGCUGCCCUUCUCCGGGCCCAGAGCCGAUUACGCGGCGCACGAAGCCGAGAAGGCCAACCGCGCCGCGCUGCAGGCGAUCCACGCGCAGCUCCCACCGACCCUCUCGCGCGCGUUCCGGAGCCCGGAGCACAUCGCGACAGACUUCCUGCCGUAUCUGGUGCGGCUGGUCUCGCCCGACGUCAAGCCCGUCGUGGUCGGCGGCAGCAGCGACAAGACGGGCGCCGUCGCGUCUGUCCGCCGAGAGGCCGAGAAGGCCAUGGUCCGGCGCGCCGCGCUGGUGCUAGCCGAGGUGGGCAUCGCGCUGCACAGGGGCAAGAUCGAACAGGCGGAUGCCGCCGGCGCCGGAGUCGGGCGCACCCAGUGGGUUUAUCGCAUGGAGCCCGACCUCGACGCCCUCGCGACCUUCGAAACCGCCGCGGACCUGCACGCCCUGACCCCGCCGACCCGCUACGCCGUGCGCCAGGUCCUCGACCAGGAGCUGCAGAAGACCCUCGCGGCCCGCGAGUCCGAAGCCCGCCAGGCGCGCCUGCGCGCCGCCCCCGCGUCGUCCUCGUCUUCUUUGGCUGUCGCUGCCGCUGCGGGCCAGGGCCAGGGCCGUGUCGGUGGUGCUGCUGGUAGUGCUGGUGGUGGUGGUGGUGAUGAAAAGGAGGAGGAGGAUAAGGAGAAUCGCGGCGGUGUUGGGAUGGGCAGGAACGGGAAGAGCUGGAAGGGUAAUGGUGAUGGUGGUGGUGGUGGUGGGGUGAGGAGGGAUUUCUUUGGGAGGGUGGUGGCGGUGGAGAGCGCGCUGGCGGAGGGGGAUGGGAACGCGAGGAGGAGGAAGGACAGGCGAGGUGCUGCGCAGGGCGCCGGCAAGGUGUGGGUUACGUACCAUGAGGGCAUCAAUAACGCCGUGCGGAAGCCAAUUUCGCUGGAGGAGUUUAUGAGGGGGUUCUGAGGAGGCUAGUGUCGUCAGAGGAGGCUAUUGUUGUCACGGCAGUGUGGUAAGCUUCGGGUUGGGAAGAAGAGGAACGGGGUUCGCGCGGAUGAUAUGUUGGUUGGAUGGCGAGAGCGUGGUUGUUUAGUGAAGAUAAAUAAACGGAGAUUCAUGGAGUACGUGGCACAUCUUUGCGUAUUCUGCAGUCACUUGUUAACGGGAAAGACGGUGUUCAACGCAAGGGUCGAGCAUCAUGCCGGCAUGUCGUCGGUCAAUGACCCACUUUCAGCCUCGGCCCGACCGGGUUGCGGCGA
Molecule: messenger RNA, 3485 nt
Organism: Thermothielavioides terrestris NRRL 8126
Lineage: Eukaryota; Fungi; Ascomycota; Sordariomycetes; Sordariales; Chaetomiaceae
Exons: 2
Coding region: 130-3192 (1020 amino acids)
Cellular component (GO): nucleus
Molecular function (GO): ATP binding; ATP hydrolysis activity; DNA binding
Source: RefSeq, a predicted model, not a curated record